Molecule: messenger RNA, 2044 nt
Organism: Populus nigra (black poplar)
Lineage: Eukaryota; Viridiplantae; Streptophyta; Magnoliopsida; Malpighiales; Salicaceae
Exons: 4
Coding region: 217-1881 (554 amino acids)
Source: RefSeq, a predicted model, not a curated record
UUUGUUCUCUCUGAUUGGCUCUCUGCCAGUCAUCCAAUUGAGUACUCAGAGACAACAAAAGGUCUGAGGUGGCUCAUACCUCGUCAAAAGCUUCCAUGGAAAGAUGGUGGCAAUUCUAUAUGGCCCAACCAUGUUUAUUUGGCUAAAGAAAAUCUCAGAAUCUUAUCACUUGAAUAUCACAAUUGGUUUAAUACAAAUUUAAAUAGUUCUUCUAAUAUGGAAGAUCAACUCCCAUUUCAGACUGAAAUCAACCUCAACUUUGGUUGGCGUCAUGGAUAUAGUACAAGCAUGAAAAGCACUCCAUAUGGUCUACCCCUCAAUUCCAGAGAAUAUUUCACUUAUUUCUUGAGAGGGGAACCAUCAUCUGCUACCAAUCUCAUCAAGGAAACUGAGAACUGCAAAGGGUGGCAAGACUUGGAGAAGAACUUGUUCUGGCUUGGUGUGGGAGGAGGCAGUUUACUUAUAAUCCAUGUGCUAACAUUACUUUUCCUAAGAUGGAGGACAGGAGCACCAGCUCAUGGGAUAUUUUCGGUUCCCAGGUUUGAGCUGCUACUUCUAAUUCUCAUGUCACCUUGUAUCUCUCAGUCCUCAGCAUUUGUUAUGAAAGGGGGCUCGCCUAGAGGAAUCAUCAUCGGGGCUUUGUUGCUAGUAGUCCCAGGAGCACUUAUUUUAUUCACCAUCCUUUUUCUCAUAAUUGCUAUCUUCUCUGGGAGUUUUGCUCAGUACAAGGAAAUCAGGGAUAUUGCUGUAGGGGAUCCAUGGUAUAAAAAGUUGUGGUCUGUCUUUGUUGGUAAGCAAGUAAUUGGUAAAUGGUUUUAUAAGGAGGGGUUGCCCACAUCUCUCCUUCCACGCUUUGGAAUUCUCUUUGAAAAUCUAAGGGGUCCUCCAUUAUUUGUCAUAGUUGAUCAUUGUGACCCAAACACCUUGCCUACGUGGAUUGAAAGUGGUCAAAGUGGAAUUGGAAGAAUGAGAGCUGUGAGCUCAGAUGACAGCAAUGAAGAAACUAAAAUGCCUUGGUCCAGGCGACUCGUGGGGUGUGCUAGAUCUUCCUAUGUUAUUCUGGAUCUUGUGAGAAGAAUCGGUUUGGGAAUACUAUCCGGAGCAUACAGAUCACCAGAAUCAAGUCAAAGCCUUUUAGCGUUGGCAAUCACAUUGAUACAAUUCAUUUAUCUGCUUACACUCAAACCAUACAUCAGAAGGAGAGUCCAUUUGGUGGAAAGUAUCUCUCUCUUAUGCGAGGCAGGCAUCUUCGGUUUUUCUAUUGCUACAGAAAGAUCAAAUCAUAUGGAAGAAAGCAUACUCGGAUACACAAUGUUGGCUCUCCUCUUCCUAACCUUCAUUGUUCAUAUUGUAAAUGAAUGGUAUGCAUUGGUAAAAUGCCUUCUAAGACUUUCUCAGCCUCGGAGGAAUUCUUUCAAAUUCGGAUUGAAGCUUGCCGCUAAAGGUCUUGUGUUGCCUUUCCUACCAAGGAAGCUCUGGUCAAAAGUUAUUCCAAAUUUCUCCCAACCAAAAACAGGCCUAUCUGCUGUCCCUCCUCUAAGUCCAGAAUCAGUAGAUAGAAGAACACACCAUGGUGAUCCACUUAGUACUAUAUCUGCAACAGUGGUUCCUGUGCUCAGUCCUGGUUCGCCAAGUCUAGAUGUUAUUCAAGAAACAAGUUAUACAACUGCAGAGACAUCCCUUCAUAGUGCUCAGAGCGUUGGGGAAGGAAAAGGUUCACAGGGACUAAAUUUAGAGAAAAAGAGUGAACUAAAGAAACUAAGGCAGUUGGCAAGGGCUAGUUUCUCUGGGAAUUCAAAAGGUCAGGAAAGCACAAGCCGCUUUAGGGCCCAAUUCUUCUCUCCUAAAACCCCAGAUAGUUCUCAAGCCUCCACUUCUUAGACCAGACAGUAGUAAUUUACAUAGAAAAGCUACUAGAUAUAAUACGAAAUCCGUCAUUGCUUUUUACUGAUGUAACAGUAUUAACUUUGUCUGUUCUUUUUGUUUGUUUUCCUAUGUAGUGAAGAUUUUUAUCUAAAAAUGGAAUUCAAUACCAAUACCUCAU